Molecule: messenger RNA, 2393 nt
Organism: Cinclus cinclus
Lineage: Eukaryota; Metazoa; Chordata; Aves; Passeriformes; Cinclidae
Gene: SH3BP1
Product: SH3 domain binding protein 1
Exons: 18
Coding region: 158-2134 (658 amino acids)
Biological process (GO): regulation of Rac protein signal transduction; signal transduction; positive regulation of GTPase activity
Cellular component (GO): cytoplasm; cytosol; intracellular anatomical structure
Molecular function (GO): protein binding; GTPase activator activity
Source: RefSeq, a predicted model, not a curated record
GGAAGGAGGAAGAGGAGUAAGGAAGGAGAGGUCCUCUGGGAAAAGCAAAGUGGCUCUGGGGAGAAGAGGGGCUGCAGGCAUCCAAUGCCAAGAACUACGGAGCUGAGCACGUACAGCCAAGCAGAGCAGCUUUUGUGGGCUCUUCCUGCCUCUCAAGAUGAUGAAAAGACAGUUUAAUCGGAUGCGCCAGCAGCUGUCCCAUCCCAACACCACCAUUAGAGCCCAAGAAGCAACUGAGCUCCUGUCUGAAGAUUUGCUGCAGAUUGAGCAGAGGGUUGAGCCAGCCAAGCGAGCAGCUCACAGUGUGUCCAAGAGGCUCCAAGCCUGCCUGCAGGGACAAUGUGGCUCCGAGAUGGACAAGCGAGUGAAGAAGCUGCCUUUGAUGGCUCUGUCCAUGGCGAUGGCUGAGAGCUUCAAAGAACUGGACACAGAGUCCAGCCUUGGGAAAGCCCUGGAGAUGAGUUGCUGCAUACAGAGCUCACUGGCCAAAAUUGUGGCUGAGUUUGAGAUUGCCCUGGAGCACUACGUCCUGCAGCCACUCAACAAGCUCAGUGAGGAGGAGCUCCCCAUUAUCCUGAAGCGCAAGAAGACCCUCCAGAAGUUGAUUUCUGACUGGAACACAAUCAAGAGCCGGCUGAACCAAGCUGCCAAGAGUUCCAGUAACAGCACUGGAGCUGGUGUUGGCCCAGGGGCAUCUUCUGCUGCCAACAAACUGGAGGUCUUGAAGGAAGAAGAGGAGGAGGUGAAGAGGAAGGUGGAGCAGUGCAAGGAUGAGUACAUGGCUGACCUCUAUCACUUCUCCACCAAAGAGGACAUCUACGCCAGCUACAUCAUCAAACUACUGGAAAUCCAAGCCCAGUACCACCGGCAGUCACUGGAAUCUCUGGAUUCAGCUCUAGCAGAGCUGAGGGAAAGCCACAGACAGACAGAGCCUUCCUUCACGACAGACUCCCCAGUGGCAGGGUACUAUGGUGUGUCCCUAGAGACACACCUCAAGAGCUUGGGCCGGGAGAUUGCACUUCCCAUCGAAGCCUGUGUCAUGAUGCUGUUGGCUUCCGGCAUGAAGGAGGAGGGACUCUUCCGGCUGGCAGCAGGCGCCUCAGUGCUGAGGAAGCUGAAGACCAGCUUGGCCAGCGGCUCCAAUGCCCUGGAGGAGUUUUACUCAGACCCCCACGCUGUGGCUGGUGCACUGAAAUCCUACCUGCGGGAGCUACCCCAGCCUUUGAUGACCUUCGAACUCUAUGAUGAAUGGGUCAAAGCAGCCAGCUUGAAGGACAUUGAUAGCCGUGUCCAGAGCCUGCGAGACACCUGCAGCCGCCUGCCCCAGGACAGCUACAACAAUCUGAGGUAUCUGAUCAAGUUUUUAGCCAAGCUGGCUGAACACCAGGAGGUGAAUAAAAUGACCCCCAGCAACAUUGCCAUUGUGCUGGGCCCAAACCUGCUGUGGUCGCAGCAGAGCACAGGAGACCCCAUGCAACUGGACUUGGCCUCAGUCUCCUCCAUCCAGGCUGUGGUGGAAGCCCUCAUCCAGAACGUGGACACUCUCUUCCCUGGAGAGGUAGAUUUCAAUGUCUCGGGCAUGUUUAUGCUGCCCACAAACACCAGACUUUGCAAGGCUGCCCCAGUGGAAGAGCCAACUCCUGCAGCCCCUCCAGCCAGCACCCCCACCUUUCUGGAUGGAGAGGCCACCUCCAGGGACCCCGAGGUCAGGUCCCAACUGGCAUCCCCAGCACAGCCCAGGCCAUCUCCUGAAGCUGCAGGGCCACCAGCUCCGACGAUGACUGACACCACCACCCGCAAAGGCAAACGCCCAGCUCCAGCCCGACCUACAAUGCCACCACCGCCUGUGACACAGCCCCGGAGCACAGCUCCUGCCCAGGCAGCCAGCCCCAAAGCCCUGCCACGACGCAUGGUGCUCAGCCGAGCCCCCUCCGUCCCGCCGCCACUCCCUCCGCAGCCAGCACCCCGCCACAGCCGAGAUGCCCCGCUAUCCCCCAAGCCUUGCACCGGUGAGGCUGACACGGCGGCUGCCAUGGACUGUGUGCCAGGAACCACAGAGGAGGGGCAGCCGCUGCCUGCAGGAGGAAGCCCCCUGGCCACAUCAGCCCCAGAAGGACAGCACAAAGAAAACUGAACAGGGUGAGGGGCGUGGAGGAAUCACAGGUCAGGGAGAUGGGAUCUGGUAUCUCUCUGGGACCCAGCAGGUGCUGUGAAAAUGCCAGGGUGGCCGGAGGGACAGCAUCUCUUGAUCCUCCACCUUGUUCCCUUGGCUCACACCACCUGGCAUGCUUUGCCUGCCUUCUCUCACUCUCCUAUCUCAGUCUCCACCUCCCCACACCACCAUGUCCUUGCCAUAGCCCAGCCACCAUCAAAGGGCCAGAUCCCUGCCCAGA